AUGCCGCCAAGAGGCCAAAGGUUGUAUUCUGACCCACCCGAGCCCCCGCCGGGAGUGGCAGGAGGGGCGCAUGCAGCCUACCCUUCGUACGAUGCCAGUGCGCCCCCUCAACCCAUGUCGCCGCCUCAAGGCCACUACGACAAUUACGCCGAGCCUACCUAUGCCGCGUCUCCUCCCGUAGCUGGUAGCCCGAUGAACAAUCCGUACGGCGGAGCAGCGCCUGACUACCCGCCUGCCCAUGCUGGAGAUCACGAGCAUAGUCCGUACGGCGCAACGCCAGGGGAGCAUGGUAGGAGGAUGAGCGAAGUUGGACACGGCUUGUAUGGCAGAGGAGGUAGAGCCAGCAUAGACUAUGGCGAUCAGGAGCUUCAUGCGGGCCAUCGAAACUCGGUAGAUGCUGGAGAUGUGCCACUCUUGCCCGCUCACGGCAACUAUGCGUACGCACCUGCUUCUCAAUUCGAUGAUGGUGGACAUCACGUGGGCUCAGCAGCGGAUCACACCACCCAAGGCUCACACUUUGUCGGAGGUUUUACGGCCGAAGAUAGCGAGGAUGAGGAAGGCAUGCCCUUGAGGAGGAGACAAUCUCGCUUCGGCAGCGAUGCGGCAGGUGCUGGAAUGCCUGGUGGAUUCUUGGAAGAAGGAGGAGGGGGCAUCAGAUAUGGGCGCAUCCCUCAGAGAGUGCCUCGUCGCUACAAGACGCUGAAGCGAGUCGAGCUGUACCACGGAAACCUUGUGCUCGACUGCCCCGUUCCUACUCGACUGCUGGACAGACUCAAUGAUCGAGAAAGCAGAGAGUUCACUCAUAUGAGGUACACUGCUGCUACUUGCGACCCAGACGACUUCAAGGAUGAGCGCUACACGCUUCGUCAGGUCCUCUUUGAUCCGCCCAGAAGGACAGAGCUAUUCAUCUGUCUCACCAUGUACAACGUAAGUGGGUCGCCCUAGCUCGAUUAUCCGGCCAGACGAAAUCCCUCAACGAUGCCCAAGCACUCACAUUUGACUCCACAGGAAGACGAUGUGCUCUUCACGAGGACGAUGCACGGCGUAAUGAGCAACAUUGCUCAUCUCUGUACCAGGGAUAGGUCCAAGACAUGGGGAAAGGAAGGCUGGAAGAAGGUCGUAGUCUGCAUCGUCAGCGAUGGCCGUUUGAAGAUAAACAGCAGGACGCUGAGUGAGUGGCACGGGGACGACUGCAAAGCCUCGAACAGGGAGCUCACUAACCAUGGCGUUUGUUCAGGUGUCCUCGCUGCCAUGGGUGUCUACCAAGAGGGUGUGGGCAAGAACGUGGUGAAUGGCAAGCCGGUCACAGCGCACAUCUACGAGUGAGUCGGUUUCGAAGCUCGCAGCUGCGGCAUCAGCUGAUACCAUCUCUACCGCGCAGAUACACCACUCAGCUCUCUGUUGACCCUUCGCUCAAGUUUCGAGGGCGAGAAAAGGGCAUCAUGCCGGUUCAGAUCCUCUUCUGCCUCAAAGAGCGCAACCAAAAGAAAAUUAAUUCGCACCGCUGGUUCUUCAACGCAUUUGGACAGGUCCUGCAACCCAACGUGUGCGUGCUGUUGGAUGUCGGCACCAUGCCGCGCGCAAAGUCCAUCUACCACUUGUGGAAGGCUUUCGACAUCAACAGCAAUGUGGCUGGAGCUUGUGGAGAAAUCGUCGCGCUCAAGGGCAAGUAUGGGCAGGGAGUCUUCAAUCCUCUGAUCGCUGCCCAAAACUUUGAGUACAAGAUGAGCAACAUUCUUGAUAAGCCUCUCGAAUCGGUGUUCGGCUUUAUCACUGUGCUUCCUGGCGCUUUCUCGGCCUAUCGCUACAUUGGUGAGUGUAUUGGAAAGAAAACUUUCGAGCGAGGCGUGCGAUCUAACCCGGAAUUUUUUCGCUCGAAUGUCUGCAACAGCCUUGCAAAAUGACUCGCAAGGUCAAGGUCCGCUCGCAAGCUACUUCAAAGGCGAAACGCUACACGGCGGUAAAGCGGAUGCAGACAUCUUCCAGUCCAACAUGUACCUAGCUGAGUGCGUACCUCCAAUCUACUGCAUACAUGCGCGAACAUCGCUGACCUGUCUUGACUUUGGCUGGACAGAGAUCGUAUCUUGUGCUGGGAGUUGUGCUCCAAGAGAGACUGCGCUUGGAUCUUGCACUAUGUGAAGUCUGCACAGGCCGUCACAGAUGUGCCCGACCAGGUGCGUAAGAUCGUCCGCGUCCUCUGCAGCUUCGUAGACCUAAGCCCAAACCCAUGUCUCUCGUCAUGCAGGUACCAGAAUUGAUCUCUCAGAGAAGACGUUGGCUCAAUGGUUCUUUCUUUGCGGGCAUCCACUCCAUCGUCCACUUCCAUUACCUCUACCGCUCAUCUCACUCUUUCUGGAGAAAAUUUUUCAUCCACAUCGAGAUAUUCUACCAAGCUAUUCAGCUCUUCUUUUCUUGGUUUGGCAUGGCGAACUUUUUCAUUGGUGAGUCUUCGGAAAGCAGACAUGCUAUUGUUUGAUCGAGUGAAAAAAACAUGUUCUGAUCGAGAUCUUCACGACUAGCGUUCGUCAUCCUCACCACUGCGAUGUCGGACGUGGUGAAGCAGACCCAUAUCCCAAACAUCAGUAAGUCUCGCAUUAGUACCGGGCACCUGACAUUAAGACUUGAACCUGACAAGUCUGUUGCCGCCGUUGCAGUUCUUUCGUACAUUUACGUGAGCAACCCUUCAGCCCUGUAUUCAGGAGGAAAGCGUACUUAUUCUCUCGUUUCGCGCGCAGCUGGCCUUCAUUGUGUUCUGCUUCUUGCUCUCCAUGGGCAACAGGCCUGCUGGAAGCAAGUGGGGGUACACCCUGAGCAUGGUCGUGUUUGCCUUGAUCACCUUGUAUAUGACCGUGAGUAGGAUUCGACAGCUUCGCCCCCGCUGAGUGCGUAGUCCAAACGCUCAUGACUUAUCGAGCCAUGAAUACGCAGGCCGCAGCCGUUUACCUCGCUGUUCACUCGAUCAUCAACGCGGAGAGGAGUGCCGAUAGCAGCACGGCGCUCGUCACGGACCCCAUCUUCAUCAACAUUGUCGUCUCUUUGGCGUCGACGUAUGGCAUUUGGCUCAUCGCAAGUGUGCUCUUCGUAAGUGGCACCUGAGCUUGUUGUGCCUUCCGCAUACGCCAGAGCUAAAACUAACUCGAUGCCUUUGGGCCGCAGUUCGAGCCAUGGCAUAUGUUCACCUCCAUCAUUCAGUAUCUGCUUAUGGCUCCAUCCUUUGUCAACGUCAUUAGCAUUUACGCAUUCUGCAACGUGUGAGUCCAGGAAGCUGCCGAGCUUCCUCCACAUGCAGCAGGCUAACGUUUCUAAAUCAUUCGCCACACACAGCCACGAUGUGUCGUGGGGUACCAAGGGAUCGGACAAAGUGGAAACUGAUCUGGGUGUUGUUGGCAAUGCCGGCGGCAAGAAUACCGUCGACGUUGCGAUCCCCACCGAUCUCAAGGAUCUCAACUCGGCGUACGACGAUGCGGUGCACGUGCUCUCGACCAAAGCGCCUGCCGAGGUGAAGCGCGUGGAUGCCGAAACGAAGCAAAAGGAUUACUACGCCAGCAUUCGUACCAACGUCGUCUUGCUUUGGAGCUUGUCCAAUGCUGGACUCGGCAUCGGCAUCCUGAACGUGUCCAAUGAUAGAGUCAGACUGACCUACAUGGCCUUCUUGCUCUACUCUGUUGCGGCGCUGGCUGGCUUCAGACUGAUAGGAUCGACGACCUACCUGGUCAAACGUCUGUUCGCAGGCGAAUGA
Messenger RNA from Ceraceosorus bombacis, 3739 nucleotides. Lineage: Eukaryota; Fungi; Basidiomycota; Exobasidiomycetes; Ceraceosorales; Ceraceosoraceae. The record is from the annotation of a GenBank genome assembly.